AUUAUGGGCAAAAAGGACAAGAAAGAUAAGAAGGAUAAGAAGGACAAGAAGGAAAAGAAGGAGAAGGAAGAAGGCGGUGAGAAGAAGGAUAGGAAAGAGAAGAAGGACAAGAAGGAUAAGAAAGAAAAGAAAGAGAAAAAGGAGAAGAGAGAUAAAGAUGAUAAGAAGGAGAAAAAGGAGAAAAAGGAAGAGGAGAAAGAAGAGAAGGGCAAAGAGAAGGAAAUGAAGAAGUCAAAGAGUAAGAAUGAGGAUUUGGAGGAGGAUAUGAAGGGAGAGUCGAUCAUUUCACCAAAGAAAACUAAUGGAGGAAAUAAAAAGACUGUCUCAUUUGCAGAUGAAGCGAGGGCAAAUAGCUCACAAGUUGAUUUUGACUCUUUAUUCGAGUCCACAUUAUCAGAUAAAAAUUUAAGGCAAAUGAUCAAGGAUAAAAUAGACCACAAAUCAGAGCAUUAUAAGCAAAGAAUCUUAAAGGAGGAUGGCUUUUUUAAUCCACCUCCAGAGGAGGUAGACCUCUCACAUCUUAUCAAGAAGUGGAAGUCGCAGCUAAACAAAACGUUUUUAAAGGAGACUUUGAAUCUAAUCCACGUGAAGGAAACUAAACUUAUUAAAAGAGAUUAUGAAAGUGGAAUAAAAUAUAUUAAUGAAAACUCUAACAUGCUAGGAUCUUCAGAUGGCUUCCAAAAUGUCGGAAAGAAGCUAGGACUCAACCAAAACGGCUUCUAUGUGUCCAGGAGUGAAGUAAAACUCAUUCCUGAUUUCUACUGUUCGAAAGACAACCCAAGUAAAUCAUACACUUUCAGGAAAGAGGAAAGAGAGAAGGAGGAUGGAGACGCUAUGCUCAAUGUGGAGAAAACCUUUCAGAAGGUCAAGGACAUUCAGUCCCAAAGAGACCAGAAAAUAGAGGUUAUGAAGGAAAAAGCUAAGAAUAAAGAGCUUAAGCUGAAAAAGCUUGAAGAAAUAGCUCAUCAGAAGUACGAUACUCUAAAAGAGAAAAGAAAUAAAUCUAUUGAGAUGAAAAAGGAGGAGGCUAAAGAGCGUGCUAAACUAAGAUCCUUACGCGAGAAGGAGCUUAGACAAGUCCUUAAGAGAAAACCUAGAUAUGAGGAGAUAAAUGAGAAGUAUCAUUCUACUAUUGAAAUGAACACUCUUGAGCGGAAGAAGCAAACCCUCGCAAGUAUUCGAAACCUUCAUCAACCUCUUGACUUCAAAAAGAUUGAAGAAGAACAACUGAUGAAGGAGGCCCAAGUUAAAGAUAGAAAUAUAGAGUUCAAACUUAAGCUAGCAGAGAGACUUAGAAAAUAAUGAAGAAGAAUAUGAUGCAGGAAGAUACACUAAUCGAGCUUAUGAGAGAGUACUAGAGGAAGAAAUGGAAAGAGAAGAAGCUGAGGUUGAAAAAGAAGAAAAUAGGAGAGCUUAUCACUCCAAAAUAAAAUCUUACUCAGAUUCUAUAAAGAACAAAUUUGGGCCAAAGAUAUCGAGGAAAAAACAAGAAGAAAUUAAAAUCAGACGACAGUCCUUAGAGAUGCCUGCAAAGGAGAGGUAUCGUCCAAAAGCAUUGCUCUCUGAUACUGAGGAACGCAAGAAGAUCUAUAAGCAAAGAAUGAAGGUGUAUAAAUCACUUCCCCGGAAAAAGAACUUCACUCCUCAAAUCCCUCAACAUGAUAAAGGAAUUGACUAUUUGCAAGAGUUAAGGAAGGAUAAGCCAGGAGAUGUUAAGAAUAGCUUAAAUACCAUUCCAAAGAACUUAGUCGACUGGAAAUCAGAUAUUAAGCAAUCAAAACUAGACAACAAAGCUAGAGAGCAAAGAAUUCAGGAGAAAGCCAAUAUACUGAAGAAUGAAGCUCUGUACAAAGAGAUGUGAUUCAAUGUAAAAGAUCCUAAGCUAGACAAUCUUGAGAGCUUCAAUGAUCUCAUGUUCGAAUCCUUAGAGGCAAAGCUUAGCUUGUUAAAUGGGUACCAAGCUCCCCAGAUAAGUUCUGAAGACUAAUAAUUGCCUAUUUUUAUUCUAUUUAGUUAUC
This is a messenger RNA of Moneuplotes crassus, 2018 nucleotides long. Lineage: Eukaryota; Ciliophora; Spirotrichea; Euplotida; Euplotidae. The record is from the annotation of a GenBank genome assembly.